Messenger RNA from Solanum dulcamara, 1287 nucleotides. RefSeq lists its product as uncharacterized. The record is from RefSeq and is a predicted model, not a curated record. The coding region runs from base 1 to 1287 and encodes 428 amino acids. Lineage: Eukaryota; Viridiplantae; Streptophyta; Magnoliopsida; Solanales; Solanaceae. The transcript has 2 exons.
AUGGAAAGUUGGGAUAUUAGCAAUGUGGUAUCUCCUCAUUUAAGUGAUUUGUUAGAUGACGAAGAUCAAGAACUAGAAGAGAUUCCGAGAGACCAGAAGGAUUGGAUGGCUUUAUGUCAUAUAACGGGUAAAUACAUUUUGAUGUAUUGUGAAAGAUACAUAUGCAAAGAACCUUGUCGUACAUCAAUGCGCUCUGGAAAUGAGUUUAUCCAAGAGAUAUUACGAGGAAAUGAGACUCGUUGUUAUAAAAAAUUUUGCCUGAAGAAGGCGGUGUUCAUUGAUCUAUCCAAUGACCUAACUGAUAAAUAUGGGCUUAAACCCACUCGUGGAAUGUCUAUACAUGAAAUGUUAGGCAUAUUCUUGAUGAAUUGUGCACAUGGAGUUGGAAAUCGAAUGAUACAAGAUAUCUUUCAACAUUCUGGAGAGACAAUUCAUAGACACUUUUAUAGUGUUUUAAAGGCCGUUUGCAAGCUUGCAAGAGAUUUCAUUCAACCACAUCUAAAUUAUAAUGAUGGUUGCGAUGCUCAUAAGCCAUGUGAACAAAGAUAUCUUCCUUUCUUUAAAGACUGUAUUGGAGCAAUUGAUGGCACAGAUGUUAAAGCUAGAUUUCCGCAAGGUCAAGAGAUACCAUAUAUUGGACGUAAAAGUUAUCCAUCUCAGAAUAUUCUUACCGUUGUUGAUUUUAAUAUGUGUUUUACAUUUGCAUGGGCUGAGUGGGAAGGAGCAGCUCACGAUAGUCGUAUAUUUGCUGAGGCCCUUCGUAGAGAAGAGCUCAACUUUCCACAUCCACGCGAAAACAAAUAUUAUCUAGUUGAUUCAGGAUAUUCACACAUGAAAGGAUACAUGGCUCCAUUCAAAGAAAAUAAUGUAAGAUAUCACCUAGCUGAAUUUCAUCGCGGUGCAACUCGACAAUUGCGAGAGCCAAGAGGAUGCAUUGAGAAAUUUAACUAUUUACACUCUUCUUGUAAAAAUGUAUUAGAACCCACAUUUGGCAUUUGGAAAGCAAGAUGGUCUAUUUUGAGAGACAUGCCAUACUAUCACAUUGACACACAAAGGGAUAUCGUACUUUCUACUAUGACCAUUCACAAUUAUAUUAGAAAAAAAUGCAAUGUGGAUGAUGCAUUCCAAACAGCCGAGAAUGAGAGCUAUAUUCCAUCGGUUGAUUCUAAUGAUAUUGACACAACUUCAAGAGCUAACAAUGUAGAUGUCGAAGAUGUAGGAGAACAAAAUGAUCUCUAUUGGAUGGGGUUUCAUGAUAUGAUUGCUAGUGACAUUUCUAAUGCUUGA